CAAUUGGAACCGAGGAUCCGGACCCAGCGCCAUCGGUUAUUAAUUAACUGAGUUGCGAUCCACGGAGGCGAAGAACACGUGGCAACGAAAGAGGAACCCAGACAAACUAACAACCCAAGGAGCAUCCCAAAUGAUAAAAUAUCUGAAUAAGGCCCCAUCGGAGGCCACCUUUCGGGGCACGGAGUUUCUCUCGUACGAUCUCGGUCAAACGGGGGGCGAACCGAUCGUCAGCGCACAGGACGCCAUCACGCUCUACUUCCGGACCCGGCAGCCCAACGGAUUGCUCUUCUACACGGGCCACGGGACCGAUUACCUGAACCUGGCCCUCCGGGAUGGCGGAGUGUCGCUUACGAUGGGAUUGUCCAACGGCAAACAGGAGAUGCACAUCAAGCCGGCCCGGGUUCGCUUCGACGACCACCAGUGGCACAAAGUUACGGUGCAUCGGCGGAUACAGGAGAUUUCAUCGAUAACCAGCUUCUGUCGGCUGGUGGCCGUGGUGGACGACGUCUACACCGACCAUUCGCACAUCGCCGGAAAAUUCACCAUGCUGUCGUCGUCCCGGGUCUACGUGGGUGGUGCGGUGAAUCCGCGAGCCUUGCUGGGCGCUCGGGUGCACAACAACUUCGUCGGCUGCCUGCGGAAGGUGGAAUUUUCGGCCGACACCCUACGGUUGAAUCUGAUCGAUUUGGCCCGGACCGGUUCGAAGCUGAUACAGGUUGCCGGACGGGUCGACUAUCAGUGCCCCAGUGGCGAUCCCCAGGAUCCGGUUACCUUCACGACCCGGGAAUCGUACUUGCUCCUUCCGCCGUGGGACGUCUCGAAGCAGGGCAUGCUGUCCUUCAAGUUCCGCACAAAUGAACCGAACGGAUUAAUUAUCCUAAAUACCGUGACGCGCCAGCCGAGGCCGGACUUUUUCGCGGUGGAGCUUCUGAAUGGACACAUCUACAUUCACAUGGAUUUGGGCUCGGGAGCGGUCAAGGUUCGGGCAUCUAGACGCCGAGUAGACGACGGAGUUUGGCACGAGCUAUCGCUGAGGCGCAAUGGACGUGACGGCAAGGUCGGAGUCGAUGGUCAGUGGAACGAUUUUCGAACGCCGGGCGAUUCAACCCAGCUGGAACUGGACAGCCCGAUGUAUUUCGGUGGGAUAGGGCCACCCUAUGCGGAGGUGGUGAUUCCGCCGGCCAUCUGGACUGCUACGUUGAGGCAGGGAUUCGUCGGAUGUCUACGCGAUUUGGUUCUGUCGGGAAAACCGAUAGACAUUGCGGCCUACGCCAGACAGCAGGAUUCGGGGGCCAUUAAGCCGUCUUGUCACGUUGUGGCCAACCAAUGUGGUGGAUCGGUGUCGCCUUGCCAAAACGGAGGACAGUGUACCGAAGGCUGGAACAGGCCGUUGUGUGAUUGUUCGGCCACUCUGUUCACGGGACCAACUUGUGGAAGGGAAUCCGCUACGUUGGCCUUCAACGGGUCGCAACAUAUGGCAAUCUGGAUCGGUGGCAGCCAAGGAACACGAACCCAGACGGAGGAGCUCGUUAUCCGAUUCAAAACUUCUCGCCCUGCCGGUCUGCUUCUGCUAACCAGUGCCGAAUCUAGCUCGUCGGAUCGUCUCGAAAUCGGACUGGUAGCUGGCCGGGUUCGGGCAAACGUAAGACUGGGUGAACGCGAAAAGAACCUGCUGGCCGGCCAGGGUGUCCUCAAUGACAAUAACUGGCACACGGUGAGAUUUUCCCGGCGAGCGUCCAAUCUUCGACUGCAAGUUGACGGGGCAGCUCCCGUCAGGGGUAUGUUAUCGGAAGCAAUCCUGGGCCGACACAGCACCCUGGAGGUGAAGUCGCUGCAUCUGGGUGGGUUGUUCCAUGCGGAGGAGGAAAUCCAGAUGACGGCUGCGAUGCCCAACUUCGUCGGUCAGCUGCAGGGAUUCGUGUACAAUGGUCACCGCUACGUCGAUUUGGUAAAAACGCUUGGACCGGAACUAUCAGCUCUGCCGACAACUUCCUUCAAGUUGACGGCCCGGUUCGUGAAUUCCCCACCCGGAUCUCCCUAUCAACCGGCAACUUACCGCUCAAAGCACUCGUACGUAGGUCUUCCGAUGCUGAAGGCCUAUUCGUCCGUUUUCAUUGACUUCCGAUUUAAAACGCUCGAACCGAACGGAUUGCUGUUCUACAACGGAGGCAAACGAAACGAUUUCCUGGCCGUGGAGCUGGUUAAUGGACACAUCCACUAUGUGUUCGAUUUGGGUGAUGGACCGAUCACCAUCCGUGACAAGGCAAGGAUCCACAUGAACGACAACCGCUGGCAUUCGGUUAGCAUUCGACGGCCGGGACCCAAGACACACACUUUGGCGGUGGAUGAAUCGAUCGAGAUCUACACGGCAAGCGGCAACAAUAUGCACCUGGAGUUGGAAGGAAUUCUGUAUGUGGGAGGUGUAUUCAAGGAUAUGUAUACAAGACUACCGUCGAGCAUUGCAUCGAGGAUCGGCUUCGAAGGUUGCAUGGCAUCGGUAGAUUUGGCGGAUACUUCACCCAGUUUGACAGAGGACGCUGUGGUGCCAUCUUCGCUGGUGGUGUCCGGCUGUGAGGGACCGACAAAAUGUAGCCAGAAUGCCUGUGCCAAUCGGGGGGUUUGUGUGCAGCAAUGGAACGCCUACGCCUGUGAAUGUGACAUGACCUCGUUCACUGGACCAACUUGUUAUGACGAAUCUAUUUCUUACGAGUUUGGAAACAACAAAGGGUUGAUUCAGUACAGCUUUCCACCCGGUCGGCAACCGGACACUGAGGAAGAUAACAUUGCUCUUGGAUUCGUGACUACCAAAACAGAUGCUGUGCUUCUACGAAUUGAAAGCUCCACGACACAGGAUUACAUUGAAAUGGAAAUUGUCGAAGGAAAUGUGUUCAUGGUCUAUAACGUUGGUUCGAACGAUCUUCCGUUGGGCGAAAUUGGUGUCAAGGUUAAUGACAAUAAUUAUCACGUUGUACGAUUUACUCGGUCCGGGGCUAAUGCGUCACUCCAGAUUGAUGACUACAACGUCCAAACACUAUUUCCCUCGGGCCAUCAAUCAACCGUGUUCACCUCGAUGGCUAACAUUCAGGUUGGCGGUAAGAUCUCGCGCAAUGGCCGAUCGCGUAUCGAGCGCCCCUUCGGUGGGGUCAUUGCCGGACUGUCCGUCAAUCGACUCCGGGUGCUGGACCUGGCGGCUGAACGUGACCCGCACAUUAACGUGCGGGGUGAUGUGCAAUUGGUAACUGGCGUUUUAGAUAGAAAUGACCAAAGAAUGCAGCAGAAUUCUUCGGAUGCUUUCAAGACACCGGCAAGCGGCUAUCCGGGUGUGAUGGACGAUCUGAUCUUCAGCGGAGCAGGAUCUGGCUGCCGGGGAGACGACGAGGAUGAGUGCACACCGCCCUUCGAGAACGGGAGCGGCGAUGAUCUCAUUACGCCGGUCUACGUGCCACCGACAAAGCAAACGACUCCACAGGGUGGCAAAGGUGGCCGCAAGAAGGACGACGGAAAGCUGUGCGACGAUGAGGACUGCAUACAUGGGUCAGGUUCGGGUGAAGUAACGGAGGUGUUUACCACGUCGACGGCCAAGAGCUCAGAAACGAGUCCCGAGAUGACGUACACCACGAUCGACUUCGAUAGGAAAACGGACGGAACGACUACGCUGACGACACAGGGUCGAUCGGAUACGUAUCAACCGAGCGAAACAACUCGGGAGAUAGAUACGACCAGCAGUGGAACGACGGCAUAUGGAAGCAGUAGUAGCUACGGUAGCAGUAGCAGUAGUGGAGGAAGUAGUUCAACCAGCUAUGGAACAACUGUUUCGAUGGGUACCACUACGGGCAGUACGAGUGGAACGACUGGUGGAACUAGCAGUAGGACGACCUUCACUACAGGGUCGACGGCUGGCUCUAGCACCUAUGGUUCGACUACACAGCAACAAACACCUUCAGAAACGACGGUUAGCUACCGCGAUCGAGAUAGGGAUCAUAUUCGAGAAACGACGUAUCCUCAAACACCAUCGACAACCGAAGACGAUGAGGUUAUCGAUGUUAGACGACCUGAACCGGAUGACGAUGAUGUUGAAACCGAUGAGAAGCCGAGUGGUGGUAGAAGACCACCGCCAGUGAAGGUCAUGGAGCCUCCAAAUCCAGAACCAGAACCUCCAUUUAAUCAUCCGCCGGCAUAUUCACCGACAAGGGUACCCAAACAUAAGAGUGGACGAAUCAAUUCGGAAGCAGAGGAACGAACGGCAAUGAUCAUCGGAAUCGUAGCAGGUGCAUUGAUAGCAGUGAUUCUAGUCAUUUUACUUGUGUUGUGGAUCAAGUCCAACGGGGAUCGAUCGUACAAAACGGAACACGACAAGAGUGGACUCUACGGACAGGGACCCAGUGCAGCUCUGUUGGGAGGAGCACACGCCAAUGCACACAACUCCCAUUACAACACACACCAACAGCAACCGCAUCACCAGCAACCUCCACACUACAAUGGCAACGGAAAUGGUGGAGGUGCCAUGGCAGGAAAUGGUCAUCACAAUGGCGGAAGUACGCUACCGUUGAAUGGAUCUUUGCGACACUAUCACAACGGAGGCAACGGAAUGGGAGGAAACAAUGGAGGAGGAGGUGGUGGUGGCGGAGGUAUGGGAGGAGGUGGAGGGGGAAAUAUGGGCAUGGGCGGCGGUGGAAACAUGGGAUACAGUGGAAGCGAUAGGGGCAGCAUGCAAUCCAGUGGAAUGGGUCAAUCACAGAAAUCCAAGAAUCGAAACUCCAAAGACAUAAAAGAAUGGUACGUCUAAAUGAGCUAAAACGCGAAGGGCACACUACUAAAAAAAACACUACCACUCUCAGAAACUCAAAGCAAAGUAAGAUAAACACAAAACAAAUACACACGAGCGCAUCAGAUAAGAGAAA
Uranotaenia lowii is the source of this 4901-nucleotide messenger RNA. Its product is annotated as neurexin-1-like. The transcript is spliced from 17 exons. The record is from RefSeq and is a predicted model, not a curated record. NCBI's taxonomy places the organism in Eukaryota, Metazoa, Arthropoda, Insecta, Diptera, Culicidae. The coding region runs from base 131 to 4786 and encodes 1551 amino acids.